Uncinocarpus reesii 1704 is the source of this 1815-nucleotide messenger RNA. RefSeq lists its product as uncharacterized. The transcript is spliced from 5 exons. Gene Ontology annotation, molecular function: protein binding. NCBI's taxonomy places the organism in Eukaryota, Fungi, Ascomycota, Eurotiomycetes, Onygenales, Onygenaceae. Gene Ontology annotation, biological process: mRNA 5'-splice site recognition; RNA processing. Bases 1 to 1815 code for a protein of 604 amino acids. The record is from RefSeq and is a predicted model, not a curated record. Gene Ontology annotation, cellular component: commitment complex; U2-type prespliceosome; U1 snRNP.
AUGGCAGAUUUGCAGUUCACCGGCACCGAGGAGGAAAAUGCAGAGCUGAGGAAAUUGAAUGCGGAGGUGCUUGAAGACACCGACAACUUCGAGAGCUGGGAAAAGCUCGUCCGAGCCGCCGAAAGCCAGGAAGGCGGCAUUAACCGAAACUCGAGCCCGCAGGCCAUCACCGCAACCAGAGAAAUAUACGACAAGUUCUUGGCUAAAUUUCCCCUACUGUUCGGCUACUGGAAAAAAUAUGCGGACCUGGAAUUUUCUAUUGCCGGCACGGAGGCCGCUGAGAUGGUUUACGAGAGAGGAGUUGCGAGCAUCUCGAAUUCAGUAGACCUUUGGACCAACUACUGCACUUUCAAGGUCGAUACCACGCACGAUCCUGAUGUUAUUCGAGAGCUCUUUGAUCGGGGCGCCAAUUGCGUGGGACUCGAUUUCCUCUCCCAUCCUUUUUGGGACAAGUACCUCCAGUUCGAAGAGAACCUCGAGGCUGGUGACAAUAAAAUAUUCGAGAUUUUGGGCCGAAUCAUCCAGAUCCCCAUGCACCAGUACGCGCGAUAUUUUGAGACCUACCGUCAUUUGGCACAAGCUCGGCCACUGACUGAACUCGCACCUCCGGAGGUUAUUGCGCAAUUCAGGGCUGAAGUCGAGGGCGCAGCAGCCGGUGUCCCUCCGGGAUCCAGAAGCGAGGCGGAGACUGAAAGAGAUGUUCGAUUACGAGUGGAUGGUUAUCAUCUGGAAAUUUUCACUCGAACACAAGCUGAGACUACGAAGCGGUGGACUUACGAGUCUGAGAUCAAGCGCCCUUAUUUUCAUGUAACUGAGCUUGACGACGGGCAGCUGGCUAACUGGAGGAAGUAUAUUGAUUUUGAAGAAUCGGAGGGUUCUUAUACAAGAACACAAUUCUUAUAUGAGAGAUGCCUCGUCACCUGCGCGCAUUAUGACGAGUUUUGGAUGCGCUAUGCUCGGUGGAUGUCUGCUCAAGAGGGAAAGGAAGAAGAGGUGCGAAACAUAUAUCAGCGGGCUAGCACAGUCUAUGUCCCGAUCUCGAGACCCACGAUACGGUUGCACUACGCUUAUUUUGAGGAAAUGUGCGGAAGAACUGAAAUCGCCAAGGAUAUCCACGGUGCGAUUCUUUUUACUUUGCCUGGGCAUGUGGAAACCAUAAUAUCAUAUGCGAAUCUAUCACGCCGUCAGGGAGGCUUGGACUCUGCAAUUGAUGUUUACAAGGCACAAAUUGAUUCCAGCCAAUGUGAUAUCCAGGCAAAAGCCGCCCUGGUCGCGGAAUGGGCCAAACUUCUGUGGAAGAUCAAGGGCAAUGCUGACGAAGCGCGCCAAGUCUUCCAAAAGAACCAGCAUUGGUAUCCUGAUAGCCGCCCAUUUUGGAUGAGUUAUUUGAUGUUCGAACUUGAUCAACCAACAAGUGCCGAUACUGAAGACUCGCAGUACCAGAGGAUCAAACAAGUUAUCGAAGAUGUUCGCACCAAGAGUAGUCUGCAUCCCGAGGCGGCUAAAGAAUUGAUCCAAGUUUAUAUGGUGUAUUUGUUGGAACGAGGCUCCAAAGAUGCGGCAAAAGAAUACAUCGCCUUGGAUCGUGAAGUGAACGGUCCACAAUCUGUUCAAAAGAUUAUGAAGAAUACAGAAAACCAGAAAGAUAAUGGCGCUAAAACUAAUGUCACUCAAAAUGGCAACCAAACACAUGCAGAACCUGCUGAUCAAACUUCGCCGCAAACUCCCGUCCAGCAUUCUGACGGCUCUCAUCAGAAGCACUAUCAGGUUCCGGUAUCAUCUAAUGGGACUACCGUGCCCGUCGCAUAUCCCUAG